AUGGCUGUGCACGAUUCAUUUCGUUUACAUAUCACCUCUGAGAAAUUUAUCAUUGAAGCUCAGGAUAGUGGGACUCAUGAAGUUUUAGUAAUUGAUCGUGUCACUCAGGAGAUAAAUCUUCAAAUUGGAAAUGUUCUACCUGAAGCCGCUGUAGUUAAACCUAUUCAUGGUAUUUUGGGAAUCAUUAGAUUAUUAGCAGGACCAUACAUUAUUGUGAUAACUCAGAAAAGCAAGGUUGGGGAAAUCAAUGGUCAUGCCGUUUGGAAAAUCACAGAUACUGAAAUUCAUUCAUAUAAACGCACAACUUUGCAUCUUACUGAAAAGCAGAUUACAGAUAAUAGAGUUUAUUAUUCGAUGAUUGAGAGUGUUUUGAAAGCAAAUGGAUUCUACUUUUCUACUACAUUUGACCUGAGUCAUUCAUUGCAGCGUUUGGCCAAUACUAGUCCAGAUUUUGUUAAUAUUCCACUCUUUGAAAGGGCUGAUCCUCAAUUUGUAUGGAAUGGUCACAUUAUGAGAGAACUUGCUCAACAACCAGAACUGGGAAAAUUCUGUUUGCCUGUUAUUCAUGGAUUUUUAUCAAUAAGAUCUUGUACGAUCAAUAACAAAGCUCUGGAUUACAUUUUAAUUUCUCGGCGAUCAGUAUUUCGAGCUGGCACAAGAUUUUAUGUCAGAGGGCUGGAUUCAAAAGGCCAGGCUGCCAACUUUGUUGAAACUGAACAAAUUGUGUUAUAUGAUGAACACAAAUGCUCUUUUGUACAGACUCGUGGUUCCAUUCCAUUGUACUGGUCUCAACGCCCAAAUCUCAAGUAUAAGCCAAUACCAGUUAUAAGUAGUACUGCCAAUCAUAUGGAUGCUUUUCAACAUCAUUUCGACACACAGAUUUACACAUAUGGAAAACAAGUACUUUUAAAUUUGAUUGAUCAUAAAGGUGCUGAAGAUUUGCUUGAGAAAGCAUUUGCCCAAAUGGUUGUAAAUGCUGGUAUUAAAGAUAUCAGAUAUGAAUCCUUUGACUUCCAUCAUGAAUGUCGACAUAUGCGAUGGGACAGGCUUUCUAUUUUGAUGGAUAAAGUAGCUGAAGAGAGAAAACAGUUAGGUUAUUUCAUGUCUCUUUGGGAUAAUAAUAUAUUAUCCCAACAGAAAGGUGUCUUUAGAACUAAUUGUAUGGACUGCCUUGAUAGGACCAAUGUAGUACAGAGCAUGUUGGCUAAGGAUAUCUUACAGGACCAAUUAUUGCAACUUCAAAUCUUGCAACCUGGGCAAUUAAUAAAAGAUUUCCCAAUGUUUAAUGAUGUAUUAAAAAAUGUGUGGGCUGACAAUGCAGAUACAGUAUCUAAACAGUAUGCUGGAACUGGAGCACUGAAAACUGACUUCACAAGAACUGGAAAGCGAACAAGAUAUGGUUUGCUGAUGGAUGGACUAAACUCUAUAGUUCGGUACUUCAAAAAUAACUUCAAGGAUGGUUAUCGGCAGGAUUCCGUUGACUUAUUACUUGGUAAUUAUAUAGUUGAAGAACAAGAAGGAAUAACUCGACCAUCUCCAUUAAUAACAGAUCGGGAUUGGAAGUUCUAUGCACUUCCAGCUGUCUUUUUUGUCUCUCUUGCAAUGUGUAUGAUUUGUAUUCUACUUCCUGAUGAACAUGCAACUGAACAAGUGCUGUACAUUUUGUUCUGGGGAGGUUUCUGUGUAAUAUCAAGUCUGGCAAUCUACAUGUUUGGUGAAGUUUUUGUAGAUUCUCCUCGGUUGACACAGGCUAAAUUUAAAACUGAUUAA
This is a messenger RNA of Acanthosepion pharaonis, 1770 nucleotides long. Lineage: Eukaryota; Metazoa; Mollusca; Cephalopoda; Sepiida; Sepiidae. The record is from the annotation of a GenBank genome assembly.